CGUGUAGUAGCAAUUGCGGCUGCUGCUGACAUAAACAAGGGGAGAAAGAGAGUGCGUGAGUCGAGGUGCCUUUGUGUGCCGUGACAGCGACGUGGUAUACAAGUAAUAUCUUCACCGAGACGAGGUGGGCUUUCGUGAGAAGGCGAUGACGAUGACCAUGGGGAAGCAUCAGCAGGCUGUUCCGGCUGGACGCCGCUCCAGAAGCAGUUGGGGCUACAGCGACCCACAGCCCUGGACCCCGCGCAUGUCAUGCGCGUCGCUCUCCCCAGCCGUCGGUGUGUGGUUGGUCUUGGGAGUGGCCCUGUGCGCGUGGAUGGUGAUCAUCGUGGCGCAGGCACAGCCUUCGAGCGAGGACGCAGUGAUAGCCGCCAUCAACGAUUUGCGGCGGAAUGCGACCGUGAAGACGGUGGAGCGUGAGGAUGACCUGAACUGCGCAGCUCGCCGGCGGGUUCACGCAAUCAGUCCUCAAAACUGCACGAAAGAUGAUAUAGCGGCAAGAGCUGCAGUGAAAGCGUGUGACGACGACAAAAAGGAUGCGUAUGAAUUGGCGCACUGCGGGAACGACGCUCCUGUUGCCGCGUGGGCGAAAAACGGAACAAUUCGUCAACAGCUACUGAAUUCGACUUACGACAAAAUCGGCGUUGCGCGGAACACGAUGAACAAUACAUAUGUGUACGUGGUCAUUCUUGCUAGACAUGACUAGGAGAAAGACGACCCGUCGCCGGUUACGUCGGUAGAAGAGCUACAUAUGGGCGGACGGCGGCGACAUGCAGGAGAACGGCCACGACGUGCGAGGAGGGUCUUGUCGAUUUGAGCUGCUCUCGUCGUAGGUGGCCUUCCUGGAAAACUAACCGAGACAUGCAUCACUGCUAUGUGUAUAGUAGAAGCUUCUCCAGGGCGUGCACCUUGUUGAGGACGCAGCGGGGCGCGCGCGCGCGCGCGCGCAGGUUCCGGUUCUCUCCCCUCUUCCCUCCCCCCCUCUCACAUGCAAGAGGCAGUCGAUUCUUGUGUAUCUCUGAUGUCACAUGGAAGGAAAAUGCAGGUUCCGGUUCUCUCCCCUCUCCCCUCUCCCCUCUCCCUCUCAGAUGCAAGAGGCCGCUUGCAGACACCGGGGGAUGGGGCGUGUUGAGAAGUGGCAGUAUCCAAAUUUAGCACAUUCUCGCUACUGAAUGUUGAGCGCGGGGCUAUCAAAGGCGGCGCGCGGCGCGCGGCGCGCAGCGCGUUGGGAGCGGGACCACGAUCUGACCGUCCAUCCAGUGGGGAGUAGUUGGCACUAUCCGCUUCUCCCGAAUAGAACGGUCGGUCAUUAUUGCUGUAUCGAGUCCGACGCGUGGGCGGAAUUACAGCUACAGUGACCGGGCGUCCUCUUCGGGUGAAGACGGUAGGAUCACCAAUCCACUGAGGAAGCGGGAAAAUGAAUGACACCUCGAUGUUUUUUUUUUUUUGUUUGUGUUCUUUCUCUUUUUUUGAAUCACACGUGCAUGGUGUUGUCCAUCCUUUGUGGGAUAUUUGACAGACUUAGCACUUAGCACUCACUUAGCACGUAGCACUCAUUGAGCACCUGAACACACAAAGCACUUACUAGCACUCACUUAGCACGUAGCACUCACUUAGCGCGUAGCACUCACUUAGCACGUAGCACUCACUUAGCACUCACGUAAAUACUCAGCAUGCACUUAAAGAGUGCUAAGUGGCACGAGAACGAGAUACGAGAUACGAGAUGAUACUGCCAUCAGAUAAGGUUUGGUGGGGGCUUGAGGUUUUCCCCUUCGUUGUCGUAGCGCUUUCUGUGAGUGUGUCGUUUCGCUAGGAGUAGGAGUGCAAAUAAAUGGCCUGUGAUCAUUCAGGAGGACUGGUCUGGAGCAGGAAUGUACAGCUUCUUGUUCACAAAGUGCAUUUUUCACCACAGGCCCAGGGGGCCCGGGCACUGCAUCAUGUUGCGCAGAGCGAAAAGACACAGCGGCGGCCACUUUUUCUCACGCUACGGGUUGUUGCGUUUUCUAGCUCAUGGCUGGCGCACUCAUGGCUGGCGCACUCGUUUGUCCGACGAGAGAGAGAUAUGAUGUCGCCGACGUGAGCUUGCGUGCCCAAUACUCUGUCUAUUCCGUUGCUCAUGCGAGCGCCAUCAACCCGGCCAGGCACUUCAAUAUCUCAUUCGAACAAUAUAAUACCGAACUCUGUGUGUGUGUGUGUGUGUGUGUUUGCGAUUUGGAAGGAUUCGCAAGUGAAUGGGGCAAGUCAAGUCUAGUCGGAACAUAAAAAUGUAAAAGUAAUGGUGCAGUGACACACUUCAGUGUGUGUUUUGCAGUUUGGAAGGAGAGUCAAAUUUAGUCAAUUGUGUGUGUAUUGCAAGUGCUUUGCAAAUUGUGCAAUCAGUUUGAUUGCAGUUUUUGUGCAAUUAUACGUGAAGAACCGGGUGAUUGAUUGCGCAGUUGGGGAAAGCAGCAAUGAAUUCCGUUUGUUCGU
Molecule: messenger RNA, 2466 nt
Organism: Chara braunii
Lineage: Eukaryota; Viridiplantae; Streptophyta; Charophyceae; Charales; Characeae
Source: the annotation of a GenBank genome assembly